Messenger RNA from Talpa occidentalis (Iberian mole), 4267 nucleotides. RefSeq names its product dishevelled associated activator of morphogenesis 1 (gene DAAM1). Lineage: Eukaryota; Metazoa; Chordata; Mammalia; Eulipotyphla; Talpidae. The record is from RefSeq and is a predicted model, not a curated record. Gene Ontology annotation, molecular function: actin binding; small GTPase binding. Gene Ontology annotation, biological process: actin cytoskeleton organization. The transcript is spliced from 25 exons. Bases 156 to 3362 code for a protein of 1068 amino acids. Gene Ontology annotation, cellular component: stress fiber.
AGCGAGUGAUGUCACCUGUGAAUUGUAACCUACUAGCGACUGUGAAGGAAACUGUUUAACCGGAUCCCAUUGUACCCGGAGCGCAGAGCCGCCUUUCCAGCAUGCAGGGGCUGCUCAGAGUUUAACCACUCCAAGAAAUAGAAGAGAAUUUAGCCAUGGCCCCAAGGAAGAGAGGUGGACGGGGGAUUUCAUUCAUCUUUUGCUGUUUCCGAAAUAAUGAUCAUCCCGAAAUCACAUAUCGACUGCGAAAUGAUAGCAACUUUGCGCUUCAGACCAUGGAGCCAGCGUUGCCCAUGCCCCCUGUGGAGGAGCUGGACGUCAUGUUCAGUGAACUUGUGGAUGAACUUGACCUCACAGACAAACACAGGGAAGCUAUGUUUGCACUUCCGGCUGAGAAAAAAUGGCAAAUAUACUGUAGCAAGAAAAAGGACCAGGAAGAAAACAAGGGAGCAACAAGUUGGCCUGAAUUCUACAUCGAUCAGCUCAAUUCCAUGGCUGCUAGAAAAUCUCUGCUGGCAUUAGAGAAAGAAGAGGAGGAGGAGAGAAGUAAAACUAUAGAGAGUUUGAAGACAGCACUAAGGACAAAACCAAUGAGGUUUGUAACCAGAUUCAUUGACUUAGAUGGCCUAUCAUGUAUUCUCAACUUUCUAAAGACCAUGGACUAUGAGACCUCAGAGUCUCGAAUACAUACCUCUCUCAUUGGAUGUAUAAAGGCGCUAAUGAACAACUCUCAAGGUCGGGCUCAUGUCCUGGCUCAUUCUGAGAGUAUAAAUGUAAUUGCUCAGAGUCUGAGCACAGAGAACAUUAAAACAAAGGUGGCCGUGCUGGAAAUCUUGGGCGCUGUGUGCCUGGUUCCCGGGGGUCACAAGAAGGUUCUGCAGGCCAUGCUGCAUUACCAGAAGUACGCCAGCGAGAGAACCCGCUUCCAGACCUUAAUUAAUGACUUGGACAAAAGCACAGGGCGGUAUAGAGAUGAAGUAAGUCUCAAGACCGCCAUCAUGUCCUUCAUCAAUGCCGUGCUCAGCCAAGGCGCAGGCGUGGAAAGUCUGGACUUUAGACUUCAUCUUCGCUAUGAAUUUCUGAUGUUAGGAAUUCAACCUGUAAUAGAUAAAUUAAGGGAACAUGAAAAUUCAACAUUAGAUAGGCAUUUAGACUUUUUUGAAAUGCUCCGAAAUGAAGAUGAACUAGAAUUUGCCAAAAGAUUUGAACUGGUUCACAUAGACACAAAAAGUGCGACUCAGAUGUUUGAGCUGACCAGGAAGAGGCUGACUCACAGUGAAGCUUACCCUCACUUCAUGUCCAUCCUGCACCACUGCCUCCAAAUGCCUUACAAGAGAAGUGGCAACACUGUUCAGUACUGGCUGCUGCUAGAUAGGAUUAUACAGCAAAUAGUUAUCCAAAAUGACAAAGGACAGGACCCUGACUCCACACCUUUGGAAAAUUUUAAUAUUAAGAAUGUCGUACGAAUGUUGGUUAAUGAAAAUGAAGUUAAGCAGUGGAAAGAACAAGCAGAAAAAAUGAGAAAAGAGCACAAUGAGUUACAGCAGAAAUUGGAAAAGAAAGAGCGAGAGUGUGAUGCCAAGACCCAAGAGAAAGAGGAGAUGAUGCAGACCUUAAACAAGAUGAAAGAGAAGCUUGAAAAGGAGACCACCGAGCAUAAGCAAGUCAAGCAGCAGGUGGCGGAUCUCACGGCACAGCUCCACGAGCUCAACAGGAGGGCCAUCAGUGCCUCAGUCCCUGGUGGACCCUCGCCUGGAGCCCCAGGGGGGCCCUUUCCUUCCUCUGCACCUGGGUCUCUCCUUCCUCCCCCUCCACCACCACUUUUGGCCGGUGGAAUGCUGCCCCCUCCACCACCUCCACUCCCUCCUGGUGGCCCUCCUCCUCCCCCGGGGCCACCUCCAUUAGGGGGAUUCAUGCCACCCCCUGGCGCUCCAAUGGGCCUGGCACUCAAGAAGAAAAACAUCCCUCAGCCCACAAAUGCCCUGAAAUCCUUCAACUGGUGCAAGCUGCCUGAGAACAAACUGGAAGGAACAGUAUGGACCGAGAUUGAUGAUACAAAAGUCUUCAAAAUUCUAGAUCUUGAAGACCUGGAAAGAACUUUCUCUGCUUACCAAAGACAGCAGAAAGAAGCAGAUGCCAUUGAUGACACACUGAGUUCCAAGCUUAAAGUCAAAGAGCUUUCGGUGAUUGAUGGUCGCAGAGCUCAGAAUUGCAACAUCCUUCUAUCGAGGUUGAAGUUAUCCAAUGAUGAAAUCAAACGGGCUAUUCUAACAAUGGAUGAGCAGGAAGAUCUGCCCAAGGACAUGUUGGAACAGCUCUUGAAAUUUGUUCCUGAAAAAAGUGACAUUGACCUGUUGGAGGAACAUAAACAUGAACUGGAUCGGAUGGCCAAGGCUGAUAGAUUUCUUUUUGAGAUGAGUCGAAUUAAUCAUUAUCAGCAAAGACUGCAAUCACUGUACUUCAAAAAGAAGUUUGCAGAGCGUGUGGCAGAAGUGAAGCCUAAAGUAGAAGCAAUUCGUUCUGGCUCAGAAGAGGUGUUCAGGAGUGGUGCCCUGAAGCAGUUGCUGGAAGUGGUUUUGGCAUUUGGAAAUUACAUGAACAAAGGCCAGAGAGGCAAUGCAUAUGGAUUCAAGAUAUCCAGCCUCAACAAGAUUGCUGACACAAAGUCCAGUAUAGACAAGAACAUCACACUUUUGCACUAUCUCAUAACUAUUGUGGAAAAUAAAUAUCCCAAGGUUCUCGGUCUACAUGAAGAAUUGCAGGACAUUCCUCAAGCAGCAAAAGUAAACAUGACUGAGCUGGACAAAGAAAUGAGUACUUUGAGGAGUGGCCUGAAAGCAGUGGAGAUGGAGCUGGAAUAUCAGAAGUCUCAGCCCCCACAGGCGGGAGAUAAGUUUGUGUCCGUUGUCAGCCAGUUCAUCACUGUAGCCAGCUUCAGCUUCUCUGAUGUUGAAGAUCUUCUAGCAGAAGCUAAAGACCUGUUCACUAAAGCAGUGAAACACUUUGGGGAGGAGGCUGGCAAAAUACAGCCAGAUGAGUUCUUUGGCAUUUUUGAUCAGUUUCUUCAAGCUGUGUCAGAAGCCAAACAAGAGAAUGAAAACAUGAGGAAGAGGAAGGAAGAGGAAGAGCGCCGAGCUCGCAUGGAAGCUCAGCUCAAAGAACAGCGUGAAAGGGAACGUAAAAUGAGAAAAGCAAAAGAGAACAGUGAAGAAAGUGGAGAGUUUGAUGACCUGGUUUCAGCUUUACGCUCCGGAGAGGUGUUUGACAAAGACCUCUCUAAACUGAAGAGGAAUCGCAAACGCAUUACCAACCAGAUGACGGACAGCAGCCGAGAGAGACCCAUCACAAAACUGAAUUUCUAAUCUCCCUUGAAUCCCUUUUUUAGAAAGCUCAUUUAGCAGCCCUUUGAAGGGACUAGAACUUUUCAUUACACUGCCUUGCAAUUUGAACAGUGGCAAUUUCUUCUUUCAUCCGUGUGUGAAUGUGUGAAUGUGUGUGUUUGUAAAUGUAUGUGUAUAUAUAUAUUAAAAAUGUAUAUAGAAGUCUGAAUGUUGUCUGGAGACCUAUAUGUCCGAUUCAAAAAAAAAAAAAUAGUCUAUGUUAAUACUUGUGCUCAGAGGCCCUUUGUGUAUGCAUUCAUAUUGAGUGUGACUCAUCUUCUUCCCCUGAACACCACUACUGUUCAGAAGCACAAUACUAUCUCCUGAAAGAGAUGACGCAGACAUUCCCUAGAUUAAAAGAAAAACAAAAGCAAAAAAAAAAAAAGAAAAAGCUUGAGAAAUAUUUUAUGGUUUCCAAGCUUGUUAUGCUUUGAAAUUAUUUUCAUUGGUGAAACUGAUAUUGGAAAAAUAUAGAUUUAAAAUAGUUUUUAAUAGUUGACAAUAUGAUGCUGGUGCAUCAUAUCAAUAAUGGAUAGAGGACCAGCUUAGCAUUUCUGACAUUGGUGUGGGGAUGCAUCUAUAAAUGUUUAUUGAGAACAUCUUGCACACAAUCUGAAUUACGUAGAAUAUCGAUCAGAAUUCUUUUCUAUAUGUAAACUUGGACAUCAAUUUUUUUUUCCCCUAAUUUCAGCCAAGCACUCUUGAUGAUUUCUUUACAUUGCUUUUGGAAAGAACACUAUUUAUCUAAAUGCAUUUCUAUGCUCUUGUUAAAGAACAAGAUUGCCAGAAUGCAUUUGUAGUUCUAACAAUAUAGAUGUAUAAGCUAUAAAAAUAAAAUUUCCCACCCAAGACUUAAAAGGAGGAAUUAUCUGAUGGGAUACACAUUA